Molecule: messenger RNA, 741 nt
Organism: Entamoeba histolytica HM-1:IMSS
Lineage: Eukaryota; Evosea; Mastigamoebida; Endamoebidae
Exons: 1
Coding region: 1-741 (246 amino acids)
Source: RefSeq, a predicted model, not a curated record
AUGGAAUAUUUUGAAACAAAUCCACAAGAUAUAAAUAGUAUAGAAGAUGAAGAAGAAGAUGAUGAGAUUGGAAUAGAUAGAAUAGAAGAAAUGAUAGAAGAUAAAUUAUCAGAAAUUAAAGAAGGGAAUAAAAUACAAAAAGUACAUCAUCAAAUCUUCUUUUAUUAUAAUAGUUUGAAUAUAGUAUUAGGGAAACAAGGAACAGGAAAAACAACAUUUAUACUGAAAGAAUUAAUAAAAAUGAAUCAUAUAGAACAUUUAUAUGGAGCUAUUAUUUAUGUAGCACAAAAUGCAGGAGAAGAUGAAACAUUUAAACAAUUAAAAGAUUUAAUUAAAACACCAAUAUAUGGAAUGAAUUAUGAGAAAUUUAUGCCAGCAUUAGUGCAAUAUUAUAAACAAGCACGAGAGAAACAUUUAUUAAUUAUAUUAGAAGAUGCAACAUUUGAAAUGAUGAAAGCGGAUAAAACAUGGGGAGAAAUUAUUACAAGAUUAAGACAUUUGAAAACAACAAUUAUUGUGAAUAUGCAUAUAUGGAAAAGUUUAAAUGCAUCAUUUAAAACACAAGUAGCAACAGUUAUUAUUUUUAAAGGAUAUUCUAGUGAGAAUUUUAGUUAUAUUUUUCGACAAACAGCAGGAAAUUCAAGUGGAACAGUAGCAUAUUAUCUUUAUUUAGGAAUGGAUAAGAAACAAGUAUUAAAAAUAGAUAAUUUAACAGGAGAUGUUAAUGUUAUUAAAAAAUAA